AUGAUUGGACUUGCGCAAGGAUGUUUCGAUGCCACUAUACCUUAUCUUCAAGAACGAAAACAGUUUGGAUCCCGGCUCAUUGACUUCCAGGGUAUGCAACACCAAAUUGCUCAGACUGCGGUAGAGAUCGAAGCGGCACGGUUAUUGGUUUACAACGCUGCAAGGAUGAAGAUGAGGAACAUACCAUUCGUCAAAGAAGCCGCUAUGGCGAAGCUUUACUCAUCUCAG
Messenger RNA from Cooperia oncophora, 228 nucleotides. The record is from the annotation of a GenBank genome assembly. Lineage: Eukaryota; Metazoa; Nematoda; Chromadorea; Rhabditida; Trichostrongylidae.